CUUCCAUUUCCCUUCACCGGCAUCACUAUAUUUGGAGAUAGCAGCUAAGAAGGCAACAUGAUGGCAUUGCAAUACUUCCUAGCAGUCAUGGAAAAACAUAAGCCUUGUAUUGUCAUGGUGAUUAUACAAUUCAUCUACACAGGCAUGUCCCUCUUCUCUAAAGCAGCAAUAGCUGAAGGCAUGAAACCUUCAAUAUUUGUUGCCUAUAGACAAGCAUUAGCCACACUUGCCUUGGCUCCCUUCGCAAUUUUCUUUGAAAGCCAAAAGUCUCAUCCACUAUCACUCAAUGUACUCUGCAAGCUGUUUCUUGUGUCAUUAUGUGGGGUAACGUUAUGUUUAAAUCUUUACUAUGCUGGAAUGAAUUACACCUCAGCAACUUUUGCUACGGCCAUGACCAAUAAUAUACCAAUCAUGGUCUUCAUCAUGGCUGUCUGUUUAAGGAUUGAAAGCCUAAGUAUUACUCAAUGGCAUGGGAUGGCCAAAGUGUUAGGCGCAGUUAUUUGUCUUUCAGGGGCCAUGGUAAUCACUUUCUACAAAGGUCCUGCUUUGUAUUCAGAACAUGGCAAAGAAGCCUCACACAAUUCUUCAAGAACCUAUACUAAAGAAGAAUGGAUAAAAGGUUCUCUUCUCAUGCUUGGAUCAAACUUAACAUGGGCUAUCUGGCUUAUUAUGCAGGCUUCAAUUCUCAAGCAGUAUCCAGCAAAACUUCGGCUAACAACAUUGCAGUGCUGUUUCAGCUGCGUGAUUUCGACAGCUUAUAGCGCAGCUGUGGAGCGGAACAUAUCCUCCUGGAAACUUGGAUGGGAUAUUAAUCUUCUCUCCGUAGCUUAUUGUGGCAUUGUAGUCACCGGGCUGUCAUACUGGUUGCAAGUAUGGGUAGUGGACAAGAGAGGGCCUGUAUUUACAUCCAUUUUCAGCCCGAUAGCACUCCUUUUAACAGCAAUCUUUUCAGCAAUGAUUUUUAAGGAGACGCUUCAUUGGGGCAGUGUUCUGGGGGCUGUUCUUUUAGUGGCUGGCCUGUACAGCUUUUUGUGGGGCAAGAAUAAAGAGACUGAAAUCCAUGGAAGUGAAGAAAAAUCAAAUCAGACUAAAGAAGAGGUUGCAUUGGAGUGCAUCACUUGUACACCAACCUGUGAUGAGGAUGGAGAAGAAAAAAGAUGAAAUAUAUAUAUAUAUAUAUAUAUAUAUAUAUAUAUAUAUAUAUAUAUAUAUAUAUAUUACUUAAAAUCAAAUAGGAACUCUGAGCCUGAGGCAAUUCUCCACAUUCAUGGAUUCUCCACUAGAAAUGCAGACAGAUGCAUUUCAAGAAUCUUUGUGACUUCUUUUUUGUCAAUCAGUGAAUGAAUUCUGCCCAAAAAAGAAAAGGAAUGAAUAUUUAAUU
This is a messenger RNA of Coffea arabica (coffee), 1381 nucleotides long. Its product is annotated as WAT1-related protein At1g43650-like. Gene Ontology annotation, molecular function: transmembrane transporter activity. Gene Ontology annotation, cellular component: membrane. Lineage: Eukaryota; Viridiplantae; Streptophyta; Magnoliopsida; Gentianales; Rubiaceae. The record is from RefSeq and is a predicted model, not a curated record.